Messenger RNA from Amblyraja radiata (thorny skate), 855 nucleotides. It is a transcript of the gene ap4s1, whose product is annotated as adaptor related protein complex 4 subunit sigma 1. The record is from RefSeq and is a predicted model, not a curated record. The transcript is spliced from 6 exons. The coding region runs from base 202 to 672 and encodes 156 amino acids. Gene Ontology annotation, biological process: protein transport. NCBI's taxonomy places the organism in Eukaryota, Metazoa, Chordata, Chondrichthyes, Rajiformes, Rajidae.
AGAAGGGUCUCGACCCCAAACGUCACAUAUUCCUUCUCUCCAGAGAUGCUGCCUGAGUUGCUCCAGCACUCUAUGUCUAUCUCUGGAGAACACAGAUAGGCGAUCUUUCGGGGUCAGGACCGCUCUUCUGGCGGUUGAAGGGAUGAUAAGUAGUUUUCAGUUCGUCAGGCUGUUCGCUUUGGAGUUCCAUCAGAAACAUAAAUGGACAAAAUUUGUCUUUCUGAAGAGAUUUACAAAAUGAUUAAAUUCUUCCUUUUGAUGAACAAGCAAGGGCAAAUAAGACUCUGUCGAUAUUAUGAGCCUAUGGAAAUCCAGAAAAGGACAUUGUUAGAGUCUGAUGUCAUUAAAAAAUGCCUAUCACGUACAAAGGACCAGUGUUCCUUUGUUGAAUACAAGGAUUUUAAACUAGUUUAUCGACAAUAUGCUGCACUCUUCGUUGUAAUUGGGAUUGAUGAUGCCGAGAAUGAACUGGCAGUGUAUGAACUGAUACAUAAUUUUAUUGAAGUUUUGGACAAAUACUUCAGCAGAGUGUGUGAGUUGGAUAUUAUGUUUAAUUUAGAUAAAGUCCAUGUCAUCUUGGACGAAAUGAUCUUGAAUGGACGUAUUGCAGAGACCAACAAAAGCAGAAUUCUUGCCCCACUUCUUGCACUUGACAAAAUGACUGGAAGUUAAAAUAAAAAAAACAAUUGCCCAAAGCCAGCACCAUCUGAAUGUUCUUACCAAAUGCUGCAUAAUAGAUUGCUACCGAGGUUCUGACUUUUAUCACAAUGAACACGCUUCCUUGGCUUUCUGUGAAAACGAGCAUUGGAAACACAGCAUGAUAGUUAUCUAUAUAAACAAGCUGUAUUAAUGUAA